Molecule: messenger RNA, 1520 nt
Organism: Colossoma macropomum (tambaqui)
Lineage: Eukaryota; Metazoa; Chordata; Actinopteri; Characiformes; Serrasalmidae
Gene: tspan17
Product: tetraspanin 17
Exons: 8
Coding region: 451-1263 (270 amino acids)
Biological process (GO): protein maturation; regulation of vascular endothelial growth factor signaling pathway; protein localization to plasma membrane
Cellular component (GO): membrane
Source: RefSeq, a predicted model, not a curated record
UCUUCGCUGCUUUAAUGGAUGUGGACUGUGUGUUUUUUUCCUCUCUAACAAGGUUGAAAUAUCAGAGAGGCAGAUGUCACCCGUCCUGGGUGAUUUAAUCAGCGAUUCCCACACGGCCAGUCUCCUUUUUCUGGACUGUAUUCGUGCUUAAAGUGGUCUGUGUGUGUUUAAAAGAUAAUAACGCUUAACUGCUGCUGCUGCUGCUGCUGCUGUUGUUGUUAGCUGGGCUGGCUAACUCCAGCAGCUCCAUUAACAAGGGCUUAUUAUGUACUUCUGACCCAGCUAUCCUGAAGAUAUCUGCCCUUAUAGUACUUAUUUCAUUGCCUCUGUCGUCCGUUUGCGGUUAUUCGAUAGGCUUGGCUCCGGUAACCUUGAACGAAAACAGCCUCGAAGUAAGUUUAGUUAGUUAAGCAGGUUAGUGAGUUAGUUUAGUUGUGUUGCCCAGGAAGGAUGAGCAGGAAACACCACCAGUUCAAAGGAGCUGAAGUGAGCUGCUGUGUCAAAUACUUUUUAUUCGGAUUCAACAUCAUAUUUUGGUUGCUGGGAGCGGCGUUCCUGGGCAUUGGACUCUGGGCAUGGGCUGAAAAGGGAGUGCUGUCCAACAUCUCGUCCAUCACAGACCUGGGGGGUUUCGACCCUGUGUGGCUCUUCAUCGUCGUGGGAGGGGUGAUGUUCAUCCUGGGCUUCGCCGGCUGCAUCGGGGCGCUCCGUGAAAACACAUUCCUGCUCAAAUUCUUCUCAGUCUUUUUAGGGCUCAUCUUUUUCCUGGAGCUGACUGCUGGAAUCCUGGCCUUCGUGUUUAAGGACUGGAUCAAGGACCAGCUGAACUUCUUCAUCAACAACAACGUUAAAGCGUACCGGGACGACAUCGACCUGCAGAACCUCAUUGAUUUUGCCCAAGAAUAUUGGCUGUGCUGCGGUGCUCAUGGACCGAACGACUGGAACCAGAACAUUUACUUCAACUGCACAGAGCUGAAUCCCAGCCGGGAGCGCUGCGGAGUGCCUUUCUCCUGCUGCAUCAAAGACCCUGCUGGGGACGUCCUGAACACCCAGUGUGGCUAUGACGUGCGGCUUCAAGGAGAACUGGCUCAACAGGAGUUCAUUCACACAAAAGGAUGCGUGGGGCAGUUUGAGAAGUGGCUUCAGGAGAAUUUGAUUGUCGUUGCCGGCAUCUUCGUUGGUAUUGCACUAUUACAGAUCUUUGGCAUCUGUCUGGCCCAGAACCUUGUGAGUGACAUCAAAGCGGUCAAAGCCAACUGGUGACCCUUGGCUGACAUGGAGAGGUGACGUUAACCUCUGCGGGCAACCUUCGUGACCCCUCGUGUCGUGUUGGUUGCAAAAGAGCACUGUUUACAUGCCCACAGAGUGGAGACCCCUCUCCCAGCUGUUCUCUGGAGCUUUAUGUAAGCUGGUGUUACAAAAAAGUGACACACUCUCUCUCUCUCUCUCUCUCUCGCUCUCUCUCUCUCGCUCUCGCUCUCGCUCUCGCUCUCUCGCUCUCGCUCUCGCUCUCUCUCUCU